Saccoglossus kowalevskii is the source of this 767-nucleotide messenger RNA. RefSeq names its product dynein regulatory complex protein 8-like. The record is from RefSeq and is a predicted model, not a curated record. Gene Ontology annotation, molecular function: calcium ion binding. Lineage: Eukaryota; Metazoa; Hemichordata; Enteropneusta; Harrimaniidae.
CUUAUGCGCAUAUUCGCUCUGCGCAUUGGUGUUGGCAACCUUUCGUAAACAAUCAUGGCGGCGCCCGCGGACGAAAAAGAGAGCGCAGAAUCAUUGCUUGCUGAUAUCCAAAAGAAAGUCAAUGAAGCCUUUGAUAUAUUUGACCAUGAAUCUAACAAAACAGUAGACGUGAGAGAAGUGGGGACAAUUAUCAGGUCACUGGGAUGUUGUCCAACAGAAGGAGAGCUGCACGAUUUGUUGGCAGAAAUGGAAGAAGAAGAGCCCACUGGUUAUAUAAGAUAUGAUAGAUUUCUACCCAUUAUGACAAAUGUGCUCAUGGAGAGGAAAUUUAAACCGUCUCCUGAAGAUCAAAUAUUAAAAGCAUUUGAAGUGUUAGAUUCAGAAAAAAAAGGCCAUCUCACAAUAGAGGAAAUUACAAAGUACAUGACGGAGGAAGGUGAACCAUUCACACAAGAGGAGCUAGAAGAAAUGUCCUCAGCUGCUGUAGAUCCAGACAAAGGUGUUAUUCUCUACAGAGACUAUGCAUCUAUGAUGGCGGUUGAUGAAACAUAAUUACAGCGGUUCCAUUCCACGACAUAGUAAUUUGUAGAAUUUCUAAUUUAGGUUUCUGUCUAACUCCUAAGAUAUUUUACACAUAUUCAGGUUUUUUUUAAUAAUCGUUUGUAAAUAUCAUAAUAAUCAUAUUAUUUUCAAAUCAAUUUGGACACAGUUAUUGUAUUACAAAAUUUGUUUUGAAAAAGACUUAAAUAUUAAAUUAAUAUUGUUAU